AUGUUUGCGACGCGUUUGCAGCGCGCGCGCCGGUGCGUUUACGGUGCGGUCGCGCUGCGUUUGCGGCGCAGUCAGACGAAGGCGGGCGGGCGCGGGUCGACGGCGGUGCGGACGCGGCGCGCGGCUGGCCCCGGCCACGCCCAGCCGCUGUCGCUCAGGGCCACCAGUCACACGGGCCCCGCCCACUCCACCACCUCCUGGGAAACAGCAAGCAGUGGCAGACAGUGGCACACAGCGGCGUUG
Molecule: messenger RNA, 243 nt
Organism: Iphiclides podalirius (scarce swallowtail)
Lineage: Eukaryota; Metazoa; Arthropoda; Insecta; Lepidoptera; Papilionidae
Source: the annotation of a GenBank genome assembly